AUGGAAAGUAAUGACAUAAAACCGUUUGUGACGACUCGGAAAAAUUGUCGAAUAUCUCGAAACAAAAAACAAUACUGGAAGAAGAGUACGAAGGUAGAAAAUGUUGAAGAUUCUUUGAAUGAAUCUUGCCAGAUUAAUACGGCUGAAAGCUUGACGGAACAACCUCAGGAAGAAAUUUUCGCGGAUAAAGAAUAUUAUUUCCGUGUUACUAAAAAAAAACUGCCAAGAGAGCCAAGAACUUUAAAGCACAUAACAAGUAUAUUACCGCAUGUGGAGGUAGAUCCCACAGGUGCUUCGUACAAUCCGCCAGUUACUAAAUACCUAGUACUUACUUUUCUGCAGCAAAGAAAAGCCACAAAAAAUAAAGAAAAACGGAGAACAAAAAAAGCCCGUCGUAGAGAAUUGUUGGAAAAAAAGCGAAUGGAAUUAAAAAAUAAACGCAAAUUUCGAAAAAAGCAAAUGCACCUUAUCAAUUCGUUAGUGCUGAGAAAAUUUGCUGGUACGCAACGUUUAGGUCGCGGUAAAUUUGUGCCUUGUGAAAAACCAGUAUUGUUACCGGAAGAAUUGCCCAGUUCAUUACGAGAUGUGAAACCCCAAGGUAGUAUUUUAGCAGAACGUGUGAAAAGUUGGCAAAAAAGGAAUUUACUUCCAGUAGCAGGAGAGCGAAGAAAGCGGAUGAAGUUGAAAACAAAGCUGCGAAUUAAAAUGAAAGAAGAUAGGAAGCACAAACAAGUGAAGCUUGGUACCACUUUAAUAUGA
Thelazia callipaeda (thelaziosis nematode) is the source of this 759-nucleotide messenger RNA. Lineage: Eukaryota; Metazoa; Nematoda; Chromadorea; Rhabditida; Thelaziidae. The record is from the annotation of a GenBank genome assembly.